Molecule: messenger RNA, 2205 nt
Organism: Xyrauchen texanus (razorback sucker)
Lineage: Eukaryota; Metazoa; Chordata; Actinopteri; Cypriniformes; Catostomidae
Product: cysteine sulfinic acid decarboxylase-like
Exons: 14
Coding region: 109-1617 (502 amino acids)
Biological process (GO): carboxylic acid metabolic process
Cellular component (GO): cytoplasm
Molecular function (GO): sulfinoalanine decarboxylase activity; pyridoxal phosphate binding
Source: RefSeq, a predicted model, not a curated record
GAAAGCUGCAUCCUACAUUUAACCACUGGGGUCUCGAGGUAUCCUUAAGGCAUCAGAUACGGGCUAACAUUUUCAUGUAUUAAGCAAAAAAAGAGAUUAAGAAUCACAAUGACUUCGAACGUUCCUAAAGAAUAUACGAAUGGUCAUGUCCACCUAGAAGAAUCCGACUUGUACAACUCAGAUGGGAAGCUGUUCCUUACUGAGGCUUUCCAAGUGAUUAUGGAGGACAUACUUCACAAGGGCACUGACAUAAAGGAGAAGGUGUGCGAGUGGAAAGAUCCUGAUCAGCUGAGAACUCUUCUGGACCUGGAGCUCCGAGAACAUGGAGAAUCUCACCAGCAGUUACUGCAAAGGGUCCGGGAUGUGGCGAGAUACAGCGUUAAAACCUGUCAUCCUCAUUUCUUCAAUCAGCUGUUUGCUGGGGUGGACUACCAUGCCCUGACCGGACGACUGCUCGCUGAAACUCUGAACACCAGCCAAUACACCUAUGAAGUGGCUCCGGUGUUUGUCCUAAUGGAGGAGGAAGUACUUUGUAAACUACGCGCUCUGGUUGGAUGGUCAAAAGGAGAUGGUAUAUUCUGUCCUGGGGGUUCUAUGUCCAACAUGUAUGCCAUGAAUGUUGCACGCUACUGGGCCUUCCCCCAAGUGAAGACAAAAGGCCUGUGGGCUGUACCGCGACUGGCCAUAUUUACUUCACAGCAGAGUCAUUACUCCGUGAAAAAGGCAGCUGCUUUUCUUGGUAUCGGGACAGAUAAUGUUUUCCUUGUACAAGUGGAUGAGAGAGGCAGCAUGAUACCAGAAGACCUGGAAGCUAAAAUUUUGCAGGCAAAAUCCCAAGAUGCUGUCCCAUUCUUUGUCAAUGCCACAGCGGGCACAACAGUGCUGGGUGCAUUUGAUCCCCUCAACCGUAUCGCUGACAUAAGCGAAAGAAACGGCAUGUGGAUGCAUGUUGACGCUGCUUGGGGAGGAAGUGUGCUGUUUUCCAAAAAACACAAGCCUCUGGUUUCAGGGAUAGAAAGAGCCAACUCUGUGACUUGGAACCCCCACAAAAUGCUUCUAACUGGCCUGCAGUGCAGUGUGGUUUUGUUACGAGAUAACACGAAUUUGCUGAUGCAUUGUCACAGUGCCAACGCAACUUACUUGUUCCAACAAGACAAGUUUUAUGAUACAAGUCUGGACACAGGAGACAAGUCUAUACAGUGUGGGCGUAAGGUUGACUGUUUGAAACUCUGGUUGAUGUGGAAGGCAAUAGGAGCACAUGGCCUUGCAGAACGUGUGGAAAAGGCCUUUGCCCUUUCGAGGUAUUUAGUUGAAAAAAUGGAGAAACGAGAGAAUUUUCAGCUGGUCUGUAAGGGGCAGUUUGUGAAUGUUUGCUUCUGGUUUAUACCACCAAGUCUGAGAGGAAAGGAGAACAGUGCGGAUUACCUGGAAAGCUUAUCAAAGGUAGCGCCAGUGAUCAAAGAGAGAAUGAUUAAACGUGGGACAAUGAUGGUGGGUUACCAGCCCAUGGAUGGACAUGUCAACUUCUUCCGUAUGGUUGUUGUUUCACCUCAGCUGACCACCAAUGACAUGGAUUUCAUUCUUGAUGAGAUAGAGAGACUAGGAAUGGACCUGUAAUUAGUUUGUCUUUUCACCACAAUAUUGGCUAUAUCCAAUCACAUCACGCCUCUCACCAUACCAUGGUACUUUUAUGUCCACUUUUCAAAUGAGCUUAUUUUUUUUAAAGGUAACAAAAGCUCUCUGAAUUAACAUUUUGACUUGGCAGCACAAAAUACUUACUACAAUGAUAAUGCCAGCAAGAUAACAGGCAUCCAAAGAGGACAAUUCAUCCUUAUUUUUAAUGAGCUAUGUAGGGUAGGAGCAAACAGUAUUUUCUUGGUAGAUUAUAGAGUGCUACCUCUUGUACUUCUAAUGUAUGCAUACUCUGCUAAAUGUUAAUGUCUGUAUAUGUUGUGAAGCGGUUGAUAAAGUGAAUGAAUCUAAUAGAUUCUGGCCUACAUAAGUAUGAAAGUCACUUUAAAGGUGCUAUAAGUAAUUUCAAUCAACUGUUUUGUUCACCAAAAAAUGAAAAUACACUCAUCAUUUACUCACCCUCAUAUAAUUCCAGAUGAGUAUGACUUUCUACUGCAGAACACAAAAGUAAAUUUUUGAAGAAUAUCCCAACUGUGUAGGUCCAUAAAAUGUAACUGAAUGGUGACCAAAACU